Molecule: messenger RNA, 372 nt
Organism: Ascoidea rubescens DSM 1968
Lineage: Eukaryota; Fungi; Ascomycota; Saccharomycetes; Ascoideales; Ascoideaceae
Product: C2H2-type zinc finger protein
Exons: 1
Biological process (GO): regulation of transcription by RNA polymerase II
Molecular function (GO): RNA polymerase II cis-regulatory region sequence-specific DNA binding; DNA-binding transcription factor activity
Source: RefSeq, a predicted model, not a curated record
AUGUCUCUCCGCACGCCCCCGCUCUUUCUCCAGGCCCUUGAGCUGCCCAAGCAGCACGCGCCCUACGCCUCUCCCUCCAGCGACAGCAAAGACGCCAGUCCCGAGCCGCCGGCCCCCAGCGCCACCUCCCUCGACGACGACAAGCGCUUUGUGUGCCCCAAGUGCAACCACACCUUCACCCGCAAACACAACUUGAAGUCCCAUCUUCUCAUCCACUCCAAGGAAAAGCCCUUCAUCUGCUCCAUCUGCUCCUCCACCUUCCGUCGCUCCCAUGACUUGAAGCGCCACGAGAAGUUGCAUACCGGUGAAAAGCCCCACCAGUGCUCUAAGUGUGGGCGACGUUUUGCCAGAUACGACGCUUUGAUCAGACAC